This is a messenger RNA of Parastagonospora nodorum SN15, 387 nucleotides long. RefSeq lists its product as hypothetical. Lineage: Eukaryota; Fungi; Ascomycota; Dothideomycetes; Pleosporales; Phaeosphaeriaceae. The transcript is spliced from 2 exons. The record is from RefSeq and is a predicted model, not a curated record. The coding region runs from base 1 to 387 and encodes 128 amino acids.
AUGCAGUUCACCACUAUCACCGCCAUCCUCGCCUCGGCCGUCCUUGCCAGCGCUGGACCACUCGACGCUCGCCAGACCGCCACUCGUAGUGUCGUCGGUACUUUCUUCACCAACAAAAAUGGCUGCAACCCUCCUAGCACCGGUGUGAGCUUCACGUUCGUUCAGGGCACACCGGGUGCCUGCCAGAACCUGGCUGUCCCAGUGAACGGUGCCAUCACUGACACCAACUUCACCAACAACAACCUUACCCGCACUAUUCGCUUCUACAACAAGCCAUGCAACCAGCUCGGCUCCGCUAACUUCUUCGACGUCACCCCGCUCAACGGCGCACCUGAGCCCGUCCCUGACUGCAAGUCGCAGCUCGUUGUUUCUUACUCGACUAUCUAA